Molecule: messenger RNA, 294 nt
Organism: Gongylonema pulchrum
Lineage: Eukaryota; Metazoa; Nematoda; Chromadorea; Rhabditida; Gongylonematidae
Source: the annotation of a GenBank genome assembly
AUGCUUACAUUCCUACAAGACUGCCCGAAAGGUCACUUGACGAAGGAUCAGUUCAUCAAAGUUUAUAAAGAUUUCUUCCCAUCCGGAAGCGCCGAAGGCUUUUGCGAGCAUGUCUUCCGGACAUUUGACACUGAUAACAGUGGCUUUAUCGAUUUCAAAGAAUUUUUGUUGGCAAUAAAUGUGACAAGCUCGGGUACUCCAGAACAGAAGCUCGAAUGGGCAUUCAGGAUGUAUGAUAUCGAUGGUAAUGGUACCAUUGAUGAGAAAGAAAUGAUCAAAAUUAUAGAGGUAUGA